Metarhizium brunneum ARSEF 3297 is the source of this 2952-nucleotide messenger RNA. RefSeq names its product Minor extracellular protease vpr. Gene Ontology annotation, molecular function: serine-type endopeptidase activity. The record is from RefSeq and is a predicted model, not a curated record. Gene Ontology annotation, biological process: proteolysis. Gene Ontology annotation, cellular component: membrane; cell wall. Lineage: Eukaryota; Fungi; Ascomycota; Sordariomycetes; Hypocreales; Clavicipitaceae.
AUGGUUUGCUCGUCCUGGUUUGCUUUUCUGGCGCUCGGCGUGAUAGGAGCAUCGCCAGCUUGGGCCGCAGACAAUGGGAUAGAGUCGACAAAACUCGCUGCCGAUGACUUGAUCCUCGAGUGCGAGAGCAACCAGGCUUGCCAACUAGUGGCCAACGCUGUCGAGGCAAGCGGCGGCGUGUUGCACUACCUUUACGAGUCGGAUGUUUUUCACGGUGUUUCGUUUCAACUACCCAAAUCGGCGACGGCAGAGGAGAGGAGAGCCUUGGUGGCACAAUUCAAGUGUAUCAAGGCAUCGUGGCCCGUUGAGGACGUUAAUCUCAUGCCGGAGGACAUAGCCAAGGACCAGCCAGAAGACAAACUCCAAGUCCUCAAGGGGGGUGAAGAGAAGAGGGCGCCCUUUGGCCGUCGAGCCGACGAUGACCGUGUCGAGACACCUUGGAACCACCUCAUGACGCACGUCGACAAGCUGCACGAGGAGGGAUAUCUAGGAACUGGCAUCAAGAUUGCUGUUAUUGACACUGGUGUCGACUACAACCAUCCCGCGCUGGGAGGAUGCUUUGGACCAGGUUGCAGGGUUGUCACUGGAGAGAACUUUUCCAACCAAGGAAACAGAAGCGACCCCAUAGACUGCAGCUACAAAGGCCACGGCACCAUUGUGGCCGGCAUUCUGGCGGGCUAUAACAAGGCGGAUGGCUUUGUGGGCGCGGCGCCAAACGCAACCAUCAUGGCAUAUCGCGUGGUCAACUGCGAGGUCCAGGGACGUGAAGACGACAUGAUAGCGGGCUGGCUCAAGGCCAAAGAAGACGGCGCGCAAAUCAUUGUCUCGUCGGUCGGCUUCCAGGGCGAAAACUGGGCGCAGAGACCGCUUGCCGUGGUGGCCGCUCGCAUCGUCGCCAGCGGAGUGCCUUGCAUCGUCGCCCUCGGCAACAACAAGGACAAAGGCCUCUUUUACGCACUGAAUCCCAGCACCGGCCGCGGCGUCACGUCUGUCAACUCGUUUGGCCGCUCUCUGGUAGCGCUCGAGCACCGCGGUGAGUACUCGGUCGGCACCGGGUCCGAGCCGGUCGACUUUGCCUUUGAGCCCGGCACGGGGCUGCACGACUGGGACGGGGAGUGGCGUCCGGUGCACGACGUCGACGCCGACUUUGGCGACAAGCCCGACGAUGAGCUCACGGGGGCCGAGGAAGUCCCCGACUACGUCGACGAGGACACGGUGCUCGGCGACAAUUGCAAGCUGUCGCCGGGCAACUCGAGCACCGGCUUCGCCCGGGACCUCGCCGGCCACAUCGCCCUGAUCCGCCAGACGCCCGAGACCAACGGCUGCCACUUCGACGAUCGCGUGCGAAACGCCGUCGCCCGCGGCGCCGCGCACAUCCUCGCCUGGCAAGACGCACCCAACUACAUCAUGAUCCGGCGCCAAGACGCACACGGAGUGAGGGCCAUCGGCAUUACCCAAACCGACGACGGCCGAGCCAUGGCCCGUGCCCUCGCAUCCGGCCAGCCGCUCACGGCCCGGAGAGCCGGCCGAGUCCGCAUCGACACGGGGGUUGUUGCCCCCAUGUCUGCGUACGGGCCGACCUGGGACAUGGACAUCAAGCCUACCAUCGGCGCGCCCGGCCACCAAGUUCCGGUCACUCGGAAAGGCGGCGGCUACGACUCCGACUCGGGCACCUCCUUUGCCGGGCCUCUUGUCGCCGGUGUCUUUGCCCUCGUGGCCGAGGCCCGGGGCACUUUCGAUCCCGCUCUCCUCAACAGCCUGGUCACGUCCACGGCGGAGCCUCAAAGCAGCCACGGCCGUCUGAUUACCGUGGCUCAGCAGGGAGGCGGUCUUCUCAGGGCCUGGGAGGCUGCCCAUGCCACCACCCUCGUCGAGCCCAGCACCCUGCCGUUCAACGAUACCGAUCAUCGCCCCGACUCGAUUGGGCUGCGCAUCACCAAUGCCGCCAAGACCGAGGUGACGUACCGGCUUUCUCACCUUGCUGCCACUACGCUGUACACUCUCGAGGCCGACUCCAUUCGCCCCAGCGAGGAUCCGGCGGGUGAGCUGGAUAAGCUGGCUAUGAUGGAUGACUUGGAUGAGGUGGAUGAGGCUGUUGACGCCGCGGCCCAUGUCGAGAUGAGCCAGUCCUCACUCACCCUCGGCCCGGGUCAGUCGGCCACGGUGGACGUCUCAGCCACCGACCCCAGCGGCCUCGAUCCCGAGCGUCUGCCCGUGUGGUCCGGCUGGGUUAGCAUCCAGGGGUCCGACGGCACAAACCUGACUGUUCCCUAUCUCGGGCUGGGCGGUUCUCUCCGCUCGGCCGCCGUCCUCGAUCCCGCCAGCAAGUUGAGCACGCUGGCCGGCUCGGAUUUCAUUCUUCCCAAUCCGCCCGAGGGACAAACGCCCGGGCCUGCCCAGGGAAUCGCCGAGCCUGCGGCCGCCGCUCGCAGCGAGGCCAUCUCCACCUCGUUUGACCUCGUUCUCGGCUCGCCCCAGGUCCGCGUCGACAUUGUACCGCUCGACGUGUGCCCGACGCCUGCCCUCGUCGGCACGCGAGCAAACGCCACGGAGCCGGAUCUGCCCCAGGCCUGCGUGCCCGACUCCAUCGUCACCGAAUUCGCCGGCGCCAAGUCCAUCGGCCAACUGCCCGGCUAUCCCAGGCACUACGUCAAGCGUGAGGAGAUCCAAAUUCGCUGGGACGGUGCCUUUGCCCCGGGGCAGUACGCGCCGCCCGGCCGGUACAAGAUUGUUGCCCGCGCCCUGUCUAUCAUGGGCGAUGCCGCCGACGAGGCCCAUUGGCAGACGGUCGAGUCGCCCGUCUUUUCCAUUCUGUACGAGGGCAAUGUCAAACGUGCCCCUGAAAACCAACCCGCUCAGCCUGCCCAGACGCCGGAGGAGGAAGACGCUCCUGCUGCGAAUGCUGGGGACGCUCUCGCCGCAGACGAAGUCAAACCUGCCCCAGAGAGCUAG